AAGGUGUGGCUCAUUAAAGAUCACCCGAGGAGCAGUAAUGGCGGACACUCCACCGUUUGACUUGUUCUCUUCUCAUGACUUCACUCCUCCUCCUCUCCCUCCUAUUGACGAUGAGGAAGAGGAACAGAGAGAAGGAGGUGCCUUUGAUCCGACCCGAAAAGAGAGGGACCUAUUCUCCAGCAGAGAAGAAGAGAAAGACUCACUUCACUUUGACCCUGGUCCCUCUCUCCUCCCUACCCCUCCUCCUCCUCUACCAGCCCCAGCCCCUGACCCACCGACCCAUGUCAUUGGUAUAGACCUUGGUACCACAUUCUCCUGCGUCUCUGUGUGGGAGAAUGGUCACCCGGUCGUCAUUGCUAAUAAAAAUGGAAAGAGGACCACUCCCUCUUGGGUCUGCUUUACCAAGGACAUGGUGUUUGUAGGUGAGGCUGCAUUUAGCAAAGGCUCUCGACAUCCAACCUCAGCCAUUUAUGAUGCCAAGAGAAUGAUCGGUAGGAAGCUGAGUGAUGAAGCUAUACAACAGUCACUCAAGCUGUGGUCCUUCACAGUGACGGAGUAUAGAGGAGGGAACUGUGCCAUUCAAUUGAAACCUGACGUAGCACCUUCAGGCCACACACAAGUACUUUGUCCGGAGGAAAUCUCAGCCUAUGUACUCGCCAACAUGAAACAGACUGCAGAGGAUUAUCUUGGUUGUCCGGUGACAAGAGCUGUCAUUACAGUCCCCGCCUACUUUAACGACGCCCAGCGCCAGGCCACCAUUGAUGCUGCCAGUAUAGCUGGACUUAAAGUUGAGAGGAUCAUUAACGAACCAACCUCAGCUGCUCUUGCUUACGGUAUUGAGAAAAAAUCAACCGAAACCAAAGCCCAGACCUUACUAGUGUACGACCUGGGGGGAGGGACUCUUGAUGUUACAGUUCUGAUAGUGGACGGGCAAGUUUUUGAGGUUCGUAGUACCAGUGGAGACACUCAUCUCGGGGGACAGGAUUUUGAUAAUAAUUUGGUUCAAUUUUUUAUGCCUCAAGUCAAAGAGCAAUAUGAUGAGGACAUCAGGAGAAAUGAUAAAGCUCUGAAGAAGUUAAGGGAUGGUUGUAGAUCAUUGAAGCACGACCUCUCUCAUUCUACUGAAGCUGCCAUUGAGAUUGAUGCUCUAGUGAACGGAGAAGAUUUCGAAUCAUCUUUAACACGAGAUCAGUUCAAUGAAAUCAAUUCUGAUCUGUUUAAACGCUGCCUUCAACCGGUCGACCGUGCCCUAGCCGACGCCCACCUGACCCCUGCUGGUAUUGACGAAGUUGUUCUGAUUGGUGGGUCUACUCGAAUCCCAAAAAUACAAGAACUUUUGGCAGACAAAUUCCCAGGAAAACCACUCAGUAAGCGGAUCAAUCCUGAUGAGGCUGUAGCUAUGGGGGCAGCUAUUCAAGGAGCUAAUCUAUCUCAGAGCAUCGAAGAGAAGAACUCUCGUCUUUCUGGUAUCACACUAAUGGACGUGGCCCCGAUGAGCCUGGGUAUUGAACUGGCCAGUGGGAAGAUGAGUACUUUAAUUCAACGGAACACCACAAUACCUUACUCUCACUCAAGGACCUAUAAGAAUAACGAAGACUAUCAGACUGAGGCCACCAUUGAAGUCUUUGAAGGAGAAGAGAAGACAGCUAAGAAGAACAGGCUACUGGGUCGGUUUAUAGUACCAGGACUACCGCCCCGACCAAGGGGACAGGUUGAGAUACCUGUGGCCUUCUCUCUUGACGUUAACGGGGUUCUUGAGGUGAGCGCUUACGUGAAGGGGGAACAAGGAACCAAGAAGAGUUUAGUGAUAAAGAAAGACAAAGGUCUCCUAACUGAGGAGGAGAUUAAGAAGAGAGGGAAGGAGUUACAGGACUGGGAGAGAAAGUGUCGUACUAAUAAAAUAAACUAAUGAAUGACAGACAAUUAUUGCUUUCUAUUAUAAUCGUUUAAAUGUUUUAAUAAUUACUGAGUGCUAUAUAUAGAAUAAUUAAUAAUGACAAUAAAACUGAAUUCAAUGUAGUUUUAAAGAGAGACAGAUACUGAUUGACAAACAAAACAAAUACAUCAUUGUAUAAAGUAAUAAUGAUGAUGAUUAUUAGUUUGUGAUUCAAUGUGGUAUCUCUUGAAAUUUAGCCCAAACAUUGUCAACAAA
Amphimedon queenslandica is the source of this 2152-nucleotide messenger RNA. RefSeq names its product heat shock 70 kDa protein-like. The transcript has a single exon. NCBI's taxonomy places the organism in Eukaryota, Metazoa, Porifera, Demospongiae, Haplosclerida, Niphatidae. Bases 38 to 1909 code for a protein of 623 amino acids. Gene Ontology annotation, molecular function: ATP-dependent protein folding chaperone; ATP binding. The record is from RefSeq and is a predicted model, not a curated record.